ACAGCCAGGGUGGGAGAACCGACCAAACCAGCGCUCACAAGCGACAGCACCACGCCAGAGUGAAAACGAGGCGGGGGAUUGGGAACACUGAAUACAGAGAUAGCGUACUCGAGUCGCGUACUGGAGCAGCUAAGAUCACUGAUAUAUCUGGAGGAAAAGUUCCGCACAAAACAAACCGCCGUUGGCCAGCUUAUUCUUUGAAGAGAAAGAAGAUACCAUUAAAAAGUCUAGCUGAUCCUCAGUGAGAGAUGUGGAUCCCCCAGCCCUCCAAUGCUGAGCACCAAUAGAGGUCAAAGGUCGACACGGUUAGAAGGGGUCAACACCAUCAUGGCUGACAGAGAUGGGCAUGGCGGCGGGGUGGAUGUGCCCACCAUCGCCCCAGGCCAGGUGUACGUGGAGGUGGAGUACGACUAUGAGUACACGGCCAAGGACAAGCUGAUCUCCAUCAGGCAGGGGGAGUGCUACAUGCUGGUCAGGAAGACCAACGAGGACUGGUGGCAGGUGAGGAAGGAGGAGGGGAUGAAAGCCUUCUAUGUCCCAGCACAGUACGUCAGGGAAGUGCGCCGGGCGCUCAUGCCCCCUCAGAAGCCCCUCGUGUCGUGCGGGAUUGGUGGGGUGAGUGGGGCGUUCCGUGUGAAGCCUACAGUUCUGGAUAUAUGCAGAGCAUCCAAUGAGAACCUCAACAACAGGCCGCCUCAGGAGAUGUCUAGUUUUGGGCGUCCGUCGCCCUCCUCCACGCCGUCGCCCUUUCCGGUGCACGUCACCCCGCCCGCUCUGCCCAAGGACGCCAACCAGAACCCGGGUAGCCCGCGGCACAUCAAGCCCCCUGGUGUAGCCGAGCUGGUGCUCCUACACAACAACAAUAACCAUCACCACAGCAACAACUCCACGUUACCACGGAUGCGGGCGGACUCUCCGCCUCCCAGGGCCCCUUACAACGACCAUAAACGCCACCAGGGAAGUGAUGAUACAGAACAGACCCCCUCCUCUUCUGGCGACUCCCCGGGGGAGGGGUCGGAGACGCUCCGGAACGACUCGGAGUCCGGAGACGACCUAAGUAGCAGCUCUGCUGAACACAUGCAGACGACGUCUCCGGCGGGGCAGGGCCGGCCCGAGUCCCCUGUCUACACCAACCUCCAGGAGCUGAAGAUCUCCCAGUCCAGCCUGCCCCCCCUUCCUUCAAGCUCCCCACUGCAUGUCCUCGGUGACUGGGAGACCCACAAGGACCUCACCGGCAGACACUUCUACUAUAACAGAGCCUGCGGCGAGCGCACGUGGAAACCGCCCCGCGUACGGGAUGCGAGUUGCAGUACCAGUAGUAGUCGGGGAGACCCCCAUGGCACAGGAGAGAUGGAGCCCCUGUCUUCCGAGGAGAACUGUCACAGCAGCACCUACUCCAGUCAGUCGGACAGUCAGUACGGCACGCCCCCUAGAGGCUGGUCGGAGGAACUGGACGAACACGGACACACCCUCUAUGUCUGUGAAUAUACUCAUGAGAAGUGGAUAAAGCACAUGGACGAGCAGGGAAGGCCGUACUACUACAGCGCUGAUGGGUCCAGGUCAGAAUGGGAGCUACCCAAAUACAACUUGUCUCCUCCCCAGCCAGGCGAUCCCCCCAAGAGUCGUAGUCUGGAGCGGAAACAUCCAGACCCCAUCGUCCUGACCAAGUGGAGACACAGCACCUACGUACUAGACCUCAACGACAAGUUCUCUUUCAAAAAACUCAGGCGCUUUGAAUCGAGCCAUCACAUGGGGAGAUCUGGUCGCAAUCUUUACCGUGGUAAACCCUCUGAGAAGUGUGGAGUCCUCAACGUCACCAAAAUCACUGAGAAUGGCAAGAAAGUCAGGAAGAACUGGACAUCUUCGUGGACAGUACUCCAGGGCUCCUCACUGCUCUUCGCUAAAGGACAGGGGAGUGGCACCAGCUGGCCGCACUACCGUAGUGGCUCCAUCCCUGAGCUGCUGCUCACUCUGCUGGCCAACUGGAAGCGUUCGGUCAAGCCCUGCCCAGCUGUCUCCUAUGUCCACUCUGUCCAUGGGCGUGCCCCAGCUGCCACUAAGUUUGUGGGUAACCAGUCGAAGCCGGAGUUCACUGUGGAUCUCAGAGGGGGGUCAGUUGAUUGGGCAUCCAAGGAUAAGUCCAGCAAGAAGCACGUCAUUGAACUGAAGACCCGUCAGGGGACGGAGCUGCUGAUCCAAUCAGAGAUUGACAGCGUCAUCAACGACUGGUACCGAGCCCUGACAGACACCAUCAGCACACAUGCAUGGGAGUCAGAUGAGGCCAUAGAGGAGGACAUGCCUGAGUCCCCCGGGGCAGAGAAACAAGACAAGGAGAAGGACCACCGAGACUCCAAGAAAAACAGAGCGAUGAAGACGUCUAUAAGUAUGGACUCCACUGACCAGAAAAAGACUAGAGUGAAGCUGAAGAAAUUCCUGACCCGCCGACCCACCUACCAGGCCGUCAAGGACAAGGGAUACAUUAAAGACCAGGUGUUUGGCUGCAGUCUGAGCAGCCUGUGUCAGAGGGAGAACACGUCAGUGCCCAACUUUGUCACCACGUGCAUCGACCACGUGGAGACCACAGGUCUGAGUAUAGAUGGCAUAUACAGAGUGAGUGGGAAUCUAGCUGUGAUACAGAAGCUGCGCUUCGCUGUGAAUCACGAUGAACAGUUAGAACUGGAGGACAGUAAGUGGGAGGACAUCCACGUCACCACGGGAGCCCUGAAGAUGUUCUUCAGAGAGCUGCCUGAACCACUCUUCACCUACGACUCCUUCAACGACUUUAUCAACGCCAUCAAAUGCUCGGAUUACAAGCAGCGAGUAAACUUAAUAAAAGACUUAAUCAAGCAGUUGCCAAAACCGAAUCACGACACAAUGCAAUGCCUCUUCAAACAUCUCAGAAGGGUGAUUGACCAUGGAGAGGCCAACCGAAUGACGACCCAGAGCGUAGCGAUCGUCUUCGGCCCUACCCUGCUCAGACCUGAGACCGAGACUGGGAACAUCGCUGUUCACAUGGUAUAUCAGAACCAGAUUGUUGAGCUCAUCUUACUGGAGUAUGAGAACAUCUUCGGCAGGUAGAAAAGAAACACCUGAUGAAGAGGAUGGUCUGGUGACUGGUCGAACCCAACACUGCUUAUUUUUGUGACUCAAACAUUGCUGCUGUGGACCAAGCAAUUUAAAGAAAGAAAAACAAAAAUGUAAUUAUUGUUCAUUUGAUAAAAAGAUUAAUAAAGGAAGCUAGUGAACGACUUUGCACUUACCCUUUUGAGAGAGCUAAGUAUGAUGUAAAUAAAUACAGAUUUCAUUCACUUUGGUUACAAUGCCUGCUGUGAGUAGCAGGGCGGAUCCAUUGCUUCAGGAGGAGGGUGUUGAUUGGUUGGUUUGUUGGUUGGUGAGCUGGCCGGAUCGUGUCUUCAUUGCCGUGACAAUGGACGGAGUGCAGUGUGAAUGGCGUGGAUGGAUCUCCCUUGAUGUGAUGUGAUCCAGUGGAUUUGAGUAUUCAGGGUAUAACUGUUUUACACUGGAUUCCUAUGGCCAGCAUUAAGAACAGACAACAUACAACAAGAGCUUGGUGAAUAAGACUUUCAAUUGUUUUGAACUGGAGUGGAACUGAAGAAGAGUAUUAUGGGAUACAUUCAUGUGGCCCGCCGGAGUGACUUCCUCCUUUCUCUGAUGACGUCGAGACACAUCAGCCGGGCACAGCCCACUCCAGAUCAUUCAAACAGCAACAACUACCCACUGAAUGAAUGGCUGGGUGGUCUCUCCCUCAAUGUCAAAUCAAUGGAAGCCCAUAUCCUGCUACUACCAUGUGUUAUAGUAAAGACCAAGCUUGGUUGUGUGUAUUAAGACUACUCUCAUUGCUUUGUGUUGGAAAAAAUAUUACGCUUAACCUCUGAACUGUAUAUUCUCAGUUUUGUGGAACAUUGACCAUGUUGUGGUGACCAUAUUACUGCCACACCUGCAGUCAUGAGUCAUGACCACAGUAAAAUUCCACGUGACAAUUUUGUCACAGUAAUCUCCUUUUGUGCACUCUGGACAUGCUUUGGUAGUACCCAACUUGCUAACUACCAUCUGGUCCUAAUGGCCUGGUACUCUGGGCUCUAUUGUCCCUCUAACCACUCUGACCUUAAUGUAAAUGACAUUUAAAUAUCACAUCAAACACUUAUCAUCAAAACAGCAGGCCUAUACAGUGUAAAACUCACCUCACUGUGAUGAUCAAUUUGAAGAAAGAAGUUCAACAGCCGGUUGAAACAUUGUAGAACAUGGUUGGUUUGGAUGUUGUUUCAAAGCUUAACACAACGAAAUGGCCACCGCUUUCAAAGGUGAUGAUUCAUUCUAAACAUCCAUAUGCAUAUUAGAGCUUAUGCAUAUUCUAAUGAGCCCAAGCCCCCCAAAAAUAACUGAAUAAAAAUGAUGAUUUUGCUGUUAUACAAUUCAUAGCCUACCACAUAUUACCAUGGCAGAAAAACAUAAAACAAAAGUGAUUUAAGAUGUAUUUGGUACAUAAUUGGUCUAGCCUUUUGAGUGUGGACUGUAUUAUUAUGUAUACUGAAUAGGACUGGUUACCUAAUGCUAAGCUCCAACAUGUAUAUCCAUGAGUCUGGGAGAGAACGUGUUGGUUCAUUGAUUGGGCAGGGCGGUUUAGCCUACAAUUAUUGAUUUUGUAUUUGAUUUUGAAUAGCCUAGUAAUAGGGAUUUUUUUUUACAAAUAUUUAAUAAUUCAUUGGGUGACACAUUACCUUUAGCUAUACAGAAUAUCUCACCACCAUGCAUUUCCAUCUCCUCUCUCUUCUUUAUUAAUUUCUCGAGCGCGCAGACAGUUUAGGGAAAUAUGUUUCGUUGCGAUGUUCCCGAACAGAUUUCACUUGGUUUACCAAAUCACUAGGUAGCUGCAGGAACAAGGUUGGAGACCCAAUGCCAUACAGUGUUUGGGCGGAAUGUCACCUAUCGGGCAGCGAGAGAAUGCUCCUCAAACAGUGGUUGAUGCGUGUAGAGGAAUAAGUGUUUUUAUUUGUUUCUCAGCUGCUCAUAUUAAGCACAAUUCCGCUAUAAAAAUCGAAGUAGCCUACAAAACGGACCGUCGGGAAAGCGCGCUGCCUCCGCUGUUCAAGUGCGUACAGAUGACAUGUCUUUUUCCCCCCUGUUCCUGUUCCUGCCCAUUUAAUAAUGGGCCAUUCUAAAUCGGAACUAAUUUGAUAUAUUGGUCAAGACAAGAUUAAACUGAGAAAUAGUCUGAUGGGUGAAAAUAUAAGCACUUGAUGGGAGAACAGCUGUGCAGUCUGAGGCAAGGAACAGAGCAAGCUUUUCUCCAAUCAUCAAUCAUCAAUUAGUCGCGUCAUGCAGCCCAUACAUGUUUUGAUUUCUAAGUCAUUCUAAGGUUUGUAUCAUUCACAGUUAAAUUUGCCAAAUAACUCUAAAUCUAGCAUAUAGGACCAGUUUCAAAUGAUCACUUUUAUGCUCAACAUAGACAUUUCAUAUGCGCACUCGCGCCGUAAUGGGAAAUAUAUUCAUUCUAUUUUAUUCAGCUAAGUUCAAUUAUACUCUUCUUACUAUACAAUCAAAUAAAAUAAUAGCAUGGGACUUAUAACCAUAUAUUGUCAGCUAAUUGGACAAGCCUAUAGCCUAUGUCAUAGAGCAUAGCCAGAUAACUAAAAUAUAUUUUCUACAUAUAUUUCUUUAGACCUGACUAAAUUAAAUAAUGAAUUUGUGAUGGUGUAUAUUAAAUGUAUCUAUUAGGCUUUUUUUAAGUGUCGAUGUUCCAAAGGCAUGCAUUAGCCAGCGGCUUGUAGGCUGGAGGCCUGGAGAUGCUAAUUGAGUUGUAUGUUAAUUACCGGUCAAUUACCAUGAGACGGGGCAGUCUUUUGCUUGAUAAUAACCGGCUGACAAAAUUUCAUGACCGCCACAGCCCCUACCUCUGACUUCUAUGAUGUUAUUGUAUGUGCAGCAUAAAGCCCCAGUGGCAUGGAUGAAUACAGAAUCAGUAUUAAAUAUGGGGUCCCUUGGAGGGGACCCCUGGAUCAACUGGAUGGGACAUUACUCAUAUGUAUUGCUUAUAUUUCCCCUACUUUUAUAAUGACAAAAUAAUUCACCAUAAAAUUCAUUCUCGGGAAAUGAACUGGCAGAUCUACCCUUUGACCUCAGUGAAAUCAUCAACAGUGGUCAGUAUAUCACAUGACUGGCUUUGGGAAACAUCCAAACAAACCUGUGUUUGUUGGGCUUAAACAGUAAAUAAACUGCUUUAUGUUAUGAUGAACAAUAAGCUGAAGACUCGUUAUGUCCCAAAUGGCAUCCUAUUCCCUAUGUAGUGCACUACUUUUGCCCGGGUCCCAAAUGGAUCUGAUCAGAUCAAAUGUAGUGCACUAUAGAGGGAAUAGGGAACCAUUUAGGGUGUAGCCUAAGAUCUUCCCUAAUGUGUACAGAUGUGUGACAUUGUGAAGUCUAAUGUGCUUGGUAUGGUAGGCCUCUGCUAGUGACAGGCCUUCAUAUUUGUAAAGUGGACAUGUAAGUAAAAGUGUUGAGUGGCGAUUUUCUCCCUCUCUUCCUUUCUUCUCUUGUGUCAUGGAGUUACUGCAAACAGGAUAAGAGAGAUGAGGAUGCCAGGGAAUAGCAGUCACCCCUAGCAUUACUUUUUCAGAUCAAUUUUUGCAUCCCAAAUGGCACUCUAUUCCCUAUUUAGGCCUGCUUUAUAAUCCCUCUGCUUACCUAAGCUAAUAUGAACUGGACUGGGACUAGAGAGAAAAUUAUACUGGAAAAAUAGUAUUACAUUAAAUUAAAAUUGAUUGCAAUGGAAGGUAGAACGCAAAAAAAGUCUCUGAAUAUUAUGUACAGCAACCUACAUUAAAAAAUGGUCAUUGUUCAAAGUCCCUUAUAGUAAUUCAAGUAUGUAUGCUUUGAUGGUGAGUGGUUGGUUCAAGUGAAAUAUCGCCACAUGAUUUUGUAAAUCUGAAUUGUCCACAAGAAUACAUACAGUAUUGAUCCUUACAAAAGAGGAAGUGGUUUUGAAAGUGUAUCUGGAUUUUGGCGCAUGGUCAGUUGCACAUUUUGAAUGUACUUUUCAGACCAACUACUGUUUGUGACAUUGUUAUGUCUAAUAAAAAAAACAACUAAAUGG
Molecule: messenger RNA, 7111 nt
Organism: Oncorhynchus mykiss (rainbow trout)
Lineage: Eukaryota; Metazoa; Chordata; Actinopteri; Salmoniformes; Salmonidae
Product: rho GTPase-activating protein 12
Biological process (GO): signal transduction; regulation of GTPase activity
Cellular component (GO): cytoplasm
Molecular function (GO): protein binding
Source: RefSeq, a predicted model, not a curated record